This is a messenger RNA of Lolium rigidum, 683 nucleotides long. RefSeq names its product copper transport protein ATX1-like. Bases 119 to 481 code for a protein of 120 amino acids. Gene Ontology annotation, molecular function: metal ion binding. NCBI's taxonomy places the organism in Eukaryota, Viridiplantae, Streptophyta, Magnoliopsida, Poales, Poaceae. The record is from RefSeq and is a predicted model, not a curated record. The transcript has 3 exons.
UCCAUGAAUCCAGGGCAAGCACAGGCAUCACCAAACUCUUCCCCUCCGACGUAGAUCGACGUUGAUCCUGUGUUCCAGUAUUCUCCACCGUUCCAGCUUCUUCCUUCAGCUGCGAACCAUGGCCACCGAGUCUCAGACUGUUGAGCUCAAGGUCGCCAUGUCCUGCGGAGGCUGUUCGGGGGCUGUCAAAAGGGUCCUCACCAAAAUGCAAGGUGUGGAGACCUUCGACAUAGACAUGGAGCAACAGAAGGUGACCGUGAAAGGCAACGUCACACCUGAAGAUGUUUUCCAGACGGUUUCCAAGACGGGGAAGAAGACCUCCUUCUGGGAGGCCGAAGCCACUCCGGUGCAGGCUGCUGCUCCGGCAGCGGAGGCACCUGCCGCCGCGGCUGCAACCGAAGCACCUGCCGCCGCGGCUGCAACGGAAGCACAUGCCGCCGCGGCUGCGACGGAAGCUCCCCCAGCCAACACCGAUGCUUGAUGGGCACACAGAUGAUGCUGCGAUCUCUGACAUUUCCAAGAUAUUCUUGUCUGGAGAACGUGUCAUAUGGGGUUUGCACGAUGCUAAUUAAUUGUCGCCAGUCUAGUAGCUGACUUCAAAGUUCACACGUAUGGAAUAGAAUAAACCCAGCAUGUAUGCAUGAUUUCAAAAUGAACACGCCGAUCGCAUGGUUUACAAUGGA